Suillus fuscotomentosus is the source of this 1182-nucleotide messenger RNA. RefSeq names its product Dynamitin-domain-containing protein. The transcript is spliced from 6 exons. Lineage: Eukaryota; Fungi; Basidiomycota; Agaricomycetes; Boletales; Suillaceae. Gene Ontology annotation, cellular component: cytoplasm; dynactin complex. The coding region runs from base 1 to 1182 and encodes 393 amino acids. The record is from RefSeq and is a predicted model, not a curated record. Gene Ontology annotation, biological process: mitotic spindle organization.
AUGAGCGCGAACAAAUAUGCAAAUCUUCCCGACAUCGACACUGCACAAGAUGUCUAUGAAACGGAGGACGUGUUUCCCUCAUCUGAGAUCAAUAAAGGCGAUUCGGAUUCUGACGAACCCUCAGGUCCACGAAUACGCGCUCAGCGGGAAGAACUCGACGACAGCAACUUGAUCAGCGCAGAAGAUGCGAGCAGACACUUUCGGAGAGCCGAACGACGUCGGCAGGAAUCACGCUUUGCAUACCCCCCGUCACCGACAUCCUCUCCAUCGCGUUCGCCAUCACCGAGUAGGCGACCUCUCCCUACGCGUCUACGAGCUCUGCAAGCUGAGCUUGCUGCUUUGGAGGGCGAGGUUGCAGAUCCGUCUAAUCCUGCACUUAAAGCUGAGGGUGUCGAUGCUGGUGAGAUGAUAAGAGGAUUGGUGGACGUGCGGAGACGGCUGGAGAAAGUCAGAAUGGGACGCGAAGGAAGAGGGAGAUUAGUUGGUGUUGUGCUUGGUGAUGGCACCAGGGAAGACAGCAAAGAAGACGUGGAGGAGUCCAGUGCGGAUGACAAGACAAAGGAGUCGAAAGUGCAGGAAGUACCGGAAGUUCGGGGUAUCGCUGAAAUGGAUAAACGAGUCGGGGAACUAGAGAAAUUGGUGGGCUCUGUGGGUGCGACUUUGGAUGAGUCCACGCCGAUUACGCCGCCUCUUCUUCCUAUGCUCACGCGCUUGAAUUCACAACUGAUGCUUUUGACUCAACCACGGCAUAUCGACUCCAUCUCCCGUAGACUGAAACUUCUGUUGUCGGACCUUGAGCGGGUAUCAACCGCACAAACACCAAAGCGCCAAUCGCAGCAGCCUGGAGGUUCAACCGUGAUUCCUGGUACUGCUACCCAGGAUGCACUCCUUCCCCUGUUAACGCGUCUGGCUCCUUCGCUUCCUCACGUCCCACAUAUAUUAACUCGAUUGCGUACCCUCUCUGCACUGCAUGCAUCUGCGGGUGAAUUUCAGGGAACGAUGGCAGCGCUCGAAGAAGAGCAGCGUAAGACAAAGGACGCUCUUGAAGCUCUCAAAAGUGCCGUCGGAGACGUGGAGACCAGCUUAGAAGCUAACAAGGGAACAGUUGCAGGAAAUGUGCAAGGUCUGGAGGACAGAGUAGACAGAGUUUUGACUCGACUCGAAGAGCUCUCAAGUAAGUAG